Messenger RNA from Eremomyces bilateralis CBS 781.70, 519 nucleotides. RefSeq names its product PLAC8-domain-containing protein. The record is from RefSeq and is a predicted model, not a curated record. Lineage: Eukaryota; Fungi; Ascomycota; Dothideomycetes; Eremomycetales; Eremomycetaceae. The coding region runs from base 1 to 519 and encodes 172 amino acids. The transcript is spliced from 2 exons.
AUGGCUGCUCCCGCUCCUGCUCCGGCCAAGUCGGCGAUCGACCAGAAUGAUGUCGAAGAUUGGAAGAACCAAUUCAACGCGGCCUUGGCCGAUACCAGCAAGCUCACGGCCCCUUCUCCCGCCGGAGCCCGCCCGUGGAACUCCUCGUUCUUCGGUUGCCUCAAUCCUAUCGAUACGUGUGCGAUCACCUGCUGUCUCCCUUGCGUUACCUUCGGGAAGGUCCAUCAUCGUGUUCGGAAGGACCCUAGUAUGCAAGGUUAUGAAGCCAUCAACACCUCUUGCAUCGGUUACUGCCUGAGCAGCUUCGUCGCCCUCCACUGGGUGAUGGCGGCGCUUCAGCGAUCCGGUAUUCGGCAGAAGUACAACUUAGAGGGCGCCUGUUUGACCGACAUUGCUGCGGCAUGCUGCUGCGGCUGCUGUGACAUUAUCCAGCAGGAUAAGGAGACCGAGCUGCGCGAGAAGGAGGGUGCUUCUCAGUACUCGAACAAGGAGAACACGAUGACCUAUCCUUCUAGUUGA